Tribolium madens (black flour beetle) is the source of this 2414-nucleotide messenger RNA. RefSeq lists its product as uncharacterized. The transcript has 7 exons. The record is from RefSeq and is a predicted model, not a curated record. NCBI's taxonomy places the organism in Eukaryota, Metazoa, Arthropoda, Insecta, Coleoptera, Tenebrionidae. Bases 200 to 1447 code for a protein of 415 amino acids.
UUUAAUGAUUUUAGGUACACUUCAGGUGCGCAGUCGCAAACGAUGAAGCUGAAAGCUACGAAUCCCCAGUGAUGUUCUGAAAAAAUCAGCUGUGUUUCAGACAAAACCCCAACUAGCAAAUAUGUUCCGGAUGUGAAUUAAACAGCCUAAGCAGGAAAUAAUGCCGUUUUAAUCCACCCAUUUUCACCAUUCUUGCACCAUGGAUCUAGCAGAGACCAUGAAAAAUGUCUUAGCCAAAGGAAUUCAGCAAACGAACGUAAAUGAUUUGCCCACAUCGACCAGUAUGGGGUUCCCUGGUACAGGUUAUGUUACUGAAAAACUCUACAUGCUGCUACAGCUGUAUCUGCAAAACAAGGGCUGGAAUUCGUCAGUGGAGCUGUUGCAGUGCUUUUCAGAACUGAAAGAAUCAUCUAUGUUGCCAAGUGCUGCCUAUUUACAAAUGAUGGCUUCAAGGGUUACGCUAGAUUCACAAGGUAGACUAAUUUUGAGAGAAAAUGGUAAAAUUAUUCUUCCCUUUGAACAUUUUGCUAAUGCUGUGAUGCUGAAACAUAUGAAUGGGCCUCAUGGGUUGCAUCUGGGGGUUGAAGCCACCGUCAGGGCUGUCAUGGAAUCCUACACUAUCGGACGUGAGAAUUUCGGCAUGGAGAAAGAAUUCAUAAUCGAAGUGGUGCAAAAUUGUCCAAAUCCCGCUUGUCGCUACUACAAAAACCAAAUGGAACUGACCCAAAAAACUUUACAGCAUUUAACAACACCCCCUUAUUUGGGGGAACCCCAAUCGAACAAUCCGGACAUACGCAGCCGUUUGGGCGCAGUCGACCUAACAGGACAGAAUAAUUUGGACUCAAAAAUCAGUCAACAACUAUUAGACAGGCCUAAAUCCGUAGCUCCAACUCAGCAACAAAUCACAGCGGCAUUAAUUCAGCAACAAAAUCGCGUCAUCGCACAACAAAAUAUUGAUAAGUUGAAUGCGAAUUUAGAGAAACAGAGACAACAAAUUCAGCUUCAGCAACAAAUGGAUAUGGCGAAAGGGCAGCAAAAGUCGCAUUUUGACCUACCUUUGAUGGACCACAAACUGACCGAUUUUUUAAGGGCCAAUUUGGAAAAUCUAGAAGGUUUAUCAGCAGCGAAUAAAGACUUAUUGGCUUUACACAACGGGGCUUGGACUUCGGCUUCAAGUCUCACUUCUUCGGAUGAUAAAAGGUCGUCCGAAGGCGGACAAGAAAAAAUUGUUAGGGCUUUCAGCGAAGUGAUGAAGAAUAUGCAAAGAAUGAAAACUUAUGUUAGACCAGCGAUGUGCAAACCUUACGGAAAACAGUCCGAAGCUCUGCAGAAGACUCUAAUGGACACGAUUCAGCUUAUCCAAUCGUUGCGCAGUUUUUUGCCCCCACCUCAUAUACAGGUGAGUUCAUGGAAAAAUGAGGAUAAACACCGCUACGAAGAAACUUAACUCGAAAUUUUCUCGUUAACAAAGGCAGCGUUGUAAAACAUGACUUCCGAGAUUAGAUUAUCCUUUAGAAGGAUAUAAAAUAAUGUGAAAGUAUUUUGUUCCUUAUUUUAUAUAUAGAUAUAUUAAUGUAAGUUUUUAUAUUUUGUUGGUUUUAGUCAGUGUUGAAAUUUAAUCGAAAUUUACUCAUGAUCGUAGUUGUAGUUUUUUAUUUUUAAAAUUUUGGAGAAUCAGUACAAUACGCUGCAAGCUCUCUUUAACGACUUUAUAAAUUAUGAAAUUUAUUUUUGUGAUAGCAUCGUACUUAACACAAUGAGAUUGUUUACUGAGGUGCAUUUUUGUUUAUUUAUUUGAUAGUAUUUGGAAAAUGACAGUAUUUGGAAAUAAAAAGUAGUCUUAUUUGAAUUAAUUAAUUCUUAGUGUUUAAAUUAGGACAUUGCAAUAUCUGAAAAGCUGCUCUUGGCCAGGCUACAAUAUAUGAGGGUUUGAAAGUCUAGUCAUUAAUUUAAAAAAAAUUGAAAAUUCAAAAUUUUAGCUGUGAUAUUUUAAUUGGCCAUGAUAUUCUAAAAGUCUAGUUUUUCAUUCCAGUAUUUACAUAUUUCGAUACCAAAAAUUGUAUUACUAGUUUUCGGUAGAUUUCGUGUAGAUUAUGAUCGACAAUUUGCAUAUCAUCUUUUUAUUUAUUUCCUUACGAAUAUUAUUGUAGAUCUGAGCCAGUAUUUGUACACAUGUUCGAAGACUGUUGUGAAAUUAUCAUUCUACUAUAGGAUUUAAGUGGUUUUUGUAUGUUGUCACGAAAUAGGAUUACUGUAAGGCUAUAUCAUAAUCUUGCCAAUUUUAUUAUUUCGAAGCUUAGCUUUAUUUGUUUGUUUGGCUUUUUUCAUAGUUGUAUGUGAUGCUAAUAUUGUUGAAAACAGUUUCUUUUGUUGUCUGUAUUCAGGCUUUUGUGCAAUAAAAUCAUUUAAAAGUA